AUGGUUGAGGUGGGAAUGGCAUUUCUCUCUGCCCUCCUUGGAGUGGUCUUCGAUAAAAUGGCUUCUCCAAGGGUCGUUCAUUUCAUUUCCAAACAAAAAUCAACCAAAAAACUCUUAAAGAAGAUGGAGAUAUCAUUGCGGUCAAUGAAUAUGGUGCUGGAAGACGCGGAAGAAAAGGAAGUUACGAAUCCUAAUGUGAAAAUGUGGAUUGAUGAGCUUAAAGAAGUUGCCUAUGAUGUAGAAGACAUAUUGGAUGAGAUUGCUACUGAAGCCCUCCGAUGCCAGUUGCGUGCUGAAUUCAAACUCGUUGCAGGAAAUGUACGAAACUUCAUCUCUAGUAGUUGCCUUAAUCCUUUUAUCCAUCGCCUAGAGCCAAGGAUUCAAGAGGUACUUGAUAGACUAGAACAUCUAGCAAAACAAAAGGAUUUUAUGGGUCUACAAGUAGGACUUGGAGGAAAACAAUAUCCAGAAAGGUUGACCACUUCUUAUGUCAGAGAGUCUGACACUUUUGGUAGGGAUGAGGAUAAGAAAAAAGUAAUUGACUUAUUGCUCUCGUUUGAUGCGAGUGGCAAUGAAAUGUGCGUGAUUGCCAUCGUUGGCAUGGGGGGAAUCGGCAAGACUACCCUUGCUCAACUAGCAUACAGUGACAGUCGGGUGAAACAAAAUUUCAACCUUAAAAUAUGGUUUUUUGUUUCAGAAGAAUUUGUUUUGCCCAUGGUAGAGAAAUCUAUUAUAGAGGCAGCAACUUCAUUACCUUGUCCUGAAUUUAAGAAUCCAGAGGAGGUUCGAGUUAUACUAAAGAAGAAUUUGACGGGAAAGAAAUUUCUCCUUGUUUUGGAUGAUGUUUGGACUGAGAAACUCGAUCAUCGGGAGUUCCUAGGCCAACUCUUGGAAUAUGGGGCUCGAGGAAGUAAGAUCCUUGUCACCACAAGGAAUAAAAGCGUUGCAUCGGCCAUGCACGCUAUUGCAACUCAUCAUCUAAAGCUAUUACCAAAGGAUGAUUGUUGGUCACUUUUUGAAAAGCAUGCAUUUCGUGAUGGUAGCUCUAUUAACGCAGAUCCAAAGAUAAAAGAAAUAGGUACACAAAUUGUGGAAAAGUGCAAAGGUCUACCGUUAGCAAUCAAAGCCAUUGGCAAUCUCUUGUGGUCUGAAUCAAAUGUCGAGAGAUGGACGAAUAUAUUGAAGAGCAAUUUAUGGAAUCUUCCCAUGGAGGGGACAUACAUUCUUCCAGCUUUGAGGUUAAGUUAUAACUUUCUCCCCUCAAAUUUAAAAAGAUGUUUUGCUUAUUGUUCGAUAUUCCCAAAAGAUCAUAUUUUUAAUAAAGAUGAAUUAGUGUUGUUAUGGAUGGCGGAAGGUUUCUUGCAACAAUCCGAAAUAGAAACUAUGGAAGAAGUUGGCAAUCAUUACUUCGAUGCUCUGGUAUCAAGAUCAUUAUUUCAACAAUCAAGUCGUGAAACUAACUCGGGUUUUGUAAUGCAUGAUCUUGUCAACGACUUGGCAAAAUCCGUGGUUAGGCAAUUUGGCACUGAUAGUUUAAAAAAAAUUGUGAAGAUGACUCGCUAUGUGUCGGAUUUCGAUGAAAGUUGGGGUACAUUCCAGAAUAUUGAAGCUGAUCUUUUAAAGGCCAAACAAUUGCGCACUUUCCUUACAUUAAAAGAUUACGUGUUGUAUUGGGAAAUCAAAAUGCCAAGGACAAUAUUGUGCUUAAGAGUUCUCUCCCUAGGCAGUAUGGGCUUUCGGAUUAUUAAGUUGCCUGAUUCAAUUGGCAAUAUGAAAUAUCUACGUUAUUUGGAUGUUUCUUUCGCAAUAUUUAACAGAUUGCCCGAUUCCAUAUGUAAUUUGUGCAAUUUGCAAACGUUGAAGUUAUCAUGGUGUAGUGAGUUGGAUAGAUUGCCAAGAGAUAUGUGGAAACUUAUUAAUUUACGUCAUCUUGAAAUUGAUCCAACUCCCAAAUUAAAGGAGGAGAUGCCGAUAAAAAUGGGUAGAUUAAAUUGUCUCCAGACGUUGUCAAAAUUCAUCGUCAGCAAACAUGACAGUGCUAGUGGGUCUAACAUUGGAGAAUUGGGAAAACUAAAAAAUCUUCGGGGAAAUCUUGUAAUUCAAAAGCUCGAAAAUGUUAGAUCAGCUGAUGAUGCUUUGAAUGCAAGCUUGAAGGAUAAGGGUAACCUCGAGAAGUUGGUGUUAGAAUGGAAUAUUUCUCCAAAAGUACUUGGUAUUUCGGAAAGUCAAAGAGGUGUACUUGAAAAUCUGCAGCCCCAUGAAAACUUGAAAAGUCUCUCCAUCAAGCGCUAG
Molecule: messenger RNA, 2292 nt
Organism: Juglans regia (Persian walnut)
Lineage: Eukaryota; Viridiplantae; Streptophyta; Magnoliopsida; Fagales; Juglandaceae
Product: putative disease resistance RPP13-like protein 1
Exons: 1
Coding region: 1-2292 (763 amino acids)
Biological process (GO): defense response to other organism
Molecular function (GO): ADP binding
Source: RefSeq, a predicted model, not a curated record